GCCCUCAUUUCAGAGCUUUUCUCCAAACUCCCUUUACCUUGCAUUCUCUCUCCUGCUCUUCUUCUUCCUCGUUUCUUCUUCUUCUUCAAUAUUUAGGUAUUUAUUUAUACGUUUUCACUUAGUUUAAAUACCCUCUUUUUAUCACAGGCGAAACAGUUAGUCUUGAGUUCUUAGAAAUUAAUUUUUUGAGGUAUAAAUGGAGUGCAUUGAAGCUAGAGCGUUUAAGUCGAGUGCUCUCAAGAAGAUAGCCAUGAAAUCCAACCAGCAAGGGUUUUUCGACGACGUCUGGUGUUUAACCGGCCUUAACAACGUUGGUUGCGAUGAUUUUUCCGUCGACGACCUGUUGGACUUUUCCGAUAAAGAUUUCAGCGAUAGUCGGUCGUGUUUAGACUCCGAGGAAGUUGAGGGACGGCAGAGCGGUUUCUCUUUGGUGUCUCCGCAUCACCGGAAUUACAACUCCCAAACUUUUUCCGGCACCGAGGAUUUCGGCUCUCUCUCUACCGGACAAUUCCUGCUCCCGGUUGAUGAUAUGGAGAACCUGGAGUGGUUAUCCCGAAUUGUGGACGAUUCUUCAUCGGAAUUGUCGUUGUUUUGUCCGAACCCCAGUUUUCAGCCGGCAACCGGAGCUUUUUUGGAGAGCCGGCAUGAACCGGUGAUUAUUCAGGCCGCCCAAAAUAUUAAACCUCCUCUUCCGGUACCGGUCCAGAGAAAACCGAGGAGCAAACGGUCGAGGCUAAGUGGAAAGGUGUGGUCAUACGUGGCUUCAGAGUCUUCCUCUCCGUCGUCGUCGUACGGUUCUUCGUCGCUUCCCGGUGCAAACCCUGUCCACGACGGCGACUUGUUUUCUAGCGUAGAAAAGCCGCCGGCGAAGAAGCUGAAGAGAAAGCCGUCGGUGGAGGCCGGUCUAGGGUCAGGCGUGACACAGACUCUACGGCGUUGUAGUCAUUGUCAGGUUCAGAAGACUCCACAGUGGCGAACCGGUCCGAUGGGGCCUAAAACUUUGUGUAACGCUUGUGGCGUUAGGUACAAGUCCGGACGGCUUUUCCCGGAGUAUAGACCGGCAUGCAGCCCCACUUUCUCUCUAGAGAUGCACUCGAAUAGUCACCGGAAAGUUUUGGAGAUGCGGCGGAAGAAGGAGGAUACCGAGGUUAUCGACGCCGGCUCGAUAACCCCGGCGCUUGUGGAGAAUUUUCAAUAGACGCCAAGGCGGACCGGUAUUGUUUGGUAGGUGUAGCUAGGUGGUGCGUCACAUGUGCAAUAGCAAAUGGUAACGGCAGUGAUAGACUUUUGACGGAGUUUAGGGAGGUUAUGAAUUUUAGUGCACUAUAGACUAUAGUUUUUAGUUUGGUUGUAAUUUAGUCGCAGCUUAGUGUAACGGAGUUACGUUAUGUAGUAAAAUUUAAAUUGUUGUUGCCCCUAUAUUUAUUAUUAUAUUAUAUUUACUA
Ipomoea triloba (trilobed morning glory) is the source of this 1445-nucleotide messenger RNA. Its product is annotated as GATA transcription factor 5-like. The record is from RefSeq and is a predicted model, not a curated record. NCBI's taxonomy places the organism in Eukaryota, Viridiplantae, Streptophyta, Magnoliopsida, Solanales, Convolvulaceae. The transcript is spliced from 2 exons. Gene Ontology annotation, biological process: positive regulation of DNA-templated transcription. The coding region runs from base 197 to 1198 and encodes 333 amino acids. Gene Ontology annotation, cellular component: nucleus. Gene Ontology annotation, molecular function: zinc ion binding; sequence-specific DNA binding.